Messenger RNA from Mycosarcoma maydis (corn smut), 1344 nucleotides. RefSeq lists its product as uncharacterized. The record is from RefSeq and is a predicted model, not a curated record. Gene Ontology annotation, biological process: response to oxidative stress. Lineage: Eukaryota; Fungi; Basidiomycota; Ustilaginomycetes; Ustilaginales. The transcript has a single exon. Gene Ontology annotation, cellular component: cytoplasm. Bases 1 to 1344 code for a protein of 447 amino acids.
AUGUCUGGUUGGGGAUCCUGGAUCAAAGGCGACGCUGCCUCUGGUGCAGCUGGUGGCGCCGCAACUGCUUCUGGAAGCAACUUCCACGCCAUCACCGACACGGUCGCUCAAGACGCCCUCUUUGGUCCCCUCGAAGCCUCAGAUCUGGAAUGGACCUGUGCCGGUGGAUUCACCACCGAGACUCAGACCUGGUACUCUGUGCUAGACGAUGGCUCCUUUGCCACUUCGCAAAUCAUUCACUCGGCCGUUGGUCUCUGGUAUCCUCAGGUUCAAAUGACGUUCAAGUACUUCAACCCAAAGACCGGUAAAAGAAUUUGGAAGUCGGUCAACGUGACCAAGUUCGCCGCCCAGAACGACAAGCGUUCUAGCAAAGCCGCCGAGUUCAGCGUCGACUUUACCACCACCGACGCCGGCGACGACCGAUACUCUAUCACGGCCAACCUGGGCAAGGAUCUACAGCUCUCUUGGUCCUUCACCCGACCUUCUGCCGUCAAAGGCUGGAAGCUCGGCUCGGGUCCCAAGGGCGGCUUCAGCUACUUUGGCUCCAACCUCGGUAGUCCUGAAGGCUACGUCAUCCACCGUUUCUGGCCUGUGGCAGAGAGCGAUGGACACAUCAUCUCGCAAGGCAGUGCCAUCGAUGCCAAGGGCAAAGGUAUGUUUGUUCAUGCCAUCCAAGGUAUGCGUCCCAAUUUGGUAGCUGCCAAGUGGAACUUUGCCAACUUCCAAGCCCACCACGAAAAGCUCGGAAGGGUGAGCGGUGUCAUGAUGGAGUUCACCACCACGCCGGAUUAUGGCAGCGUCGAUCAGGCAGCCGCGCAGCAACAGCGUCAGUCGCUCACGGUCAACAUCGGAUCCAUCGUUGCCGAGGGUAAGCUCGUCUGUGUCACCGCUGCCACCCGUGCCGCAGGUGCAGCAGACUCGCAACCCAGCCAUCAAAGCAAUUCGUACGUCAAGCAUCUCGAUAAGAUGCUGGACCAGGAGACGGACUACCAAGCUCCGCAGUCGAUCGAGUACCACUGGCAAGGACCGCUGCUCGACGCUUCGACAGGCAAAGGUGACAUAGCAAACCACGUGGACGCUUCGCUCAAGGUGGACCUCGGCAAACCAUACCCUUCGAGCGAGACGCACGGUCUGGUCGACAAGGUGGAUGUGUUGGCCGAGAUCCCAUAUAUGGUGCGCAAGCUGGUCAACUACGUGGCCGGUACCAAGCCGUUCAUCUACCAGACGUUGAAUGACGCUACACUGACGAUCAAAUUGCCAGAAUCGUACAGCGGUGCUGGAAAAGGCGAGGCCACCGAGGUUAAGGGCACGCUGUUUGAGGAACAUACUUUCAUCAGUGGUUAG